CAGAUUUUGAACAAAAUUAGUUUAAUUGUAAAAUUACGGACGGCAUGUUUAACUAAAACUGAAUCAUUUUUAUUUGUUUAUAAAAAAAAAUAACGAAAAAUACACAAAAUAAUAUUAAAUAAAAAAAAUUUAAUUAAAUUAUUAAUGUUUUUGCCAACCAAUAAAAACAAAAAUUAAUAGUUUUAAUUAAAAAAACAACAGAUGAUUUUCAACAAGAAAAACCUCCAAAAACCAAAUUAUUAAUGUUAAUCAUAAAACAUUACGCAAGAAAUUUAUUAAACAACCUCAGUAUUACCAUUAACUCCUUUAAGACGAACAUCUCCACUAAAUAGCAUCUAAAUUUUCCAGCUUUAAAAUUUACCAGGAUAGCAUAAAUAAAUCUUAGAAAAAUGUUUGUUAAAAGAUUUGUUGAAUUCAGCCAUAAAUAUAAAAUCAUACGUGGUAUGAUUUCCUACGGAUUACUAUAUCCCUGUGGUUCUUUGGCCGAACAGACUCUGAUAGAGAAGAAGACAUUUAAGACGUAUGAUUGGAAGAAAUGUGCCAAAUUUAGUUUAUUUGGUUUUUUCUUUAUGGGUCCAACAAUCUAUGCCUGGAUGCGUUUGGCCAGCAUUAUGUGGCCACGCACCGACAUUAGGUCCUCAAUGUGUAAAGCGAUAACAGAGCAAGUAGCCUAUGAUCCAAUGGCGAUAAGUACAUUUUUAUUUACCAUGAGUUUAAUGGAGGGUAAAACCAUAGAGGAAGCUAGACGAGAGGUCAGCUCUAAAUUCUUUGAUGCAUACAGAAUUGGUAUAAUUUAUUGGCCAUGUGUGCAAACGAUUAAUUUUGCAUUUGUGCCAGUCCAGAAUCAAGUCAUUUUUACAUCAUUCUUCAGCAUGUGUUGGACAACAUUUUUAGCGUAUAUUAAAUUUUUGGAAUUACCACACGUUGAUGUCGAUGAUCAUUUGGAUCAUCAUUUGGAUUUACAUUUUCAUAUACAUUUUUGAUUUGGAUGUUAAUAUGUAAAUGGAUGUAGUACUUAGCGCCAUGUAUCAAGCGGGCUUGUUAAAGGAGUGUUGUUUUAAAGUACCUAUUUAGAUAAUAAUAAACAUUUUUGAAAAAAAAGUUGUACAAUAAAUUUUGCAAUAAAUGGAUAAAUAAAUAAAGUAAUGUGUUUAGUGUAUGAAAAACAAAA
Molecule: messenger RNA, 1171 nt
Organism: Lucilia sericata (common green bottle fly)
Lineage: Eukaryota; Metazoa; Arthropoda; Insecta; Diptera; Calliphoridae
Product: protein SYM1
Exons: 4
Coding region: 390-983 (197 amino acids)
Cellular component (GO): cytoplasm; membrane
Source: RefSeq, a predicted model, not a curated record